AUGGGACCACCAGGAAAUCUUUUCCCCUCUAGGCAUGCCUAUAUCAGCAGUCUGUCUGCCUUUGCUGGAACCAGAAUAGAAACGGUGCUUUUCCUCCUGGUAUGGAUUUGUGGUGUUGCCAACUCAGCUCCCAUCAGACUCGUAGAUGGCCCCAACCGCUGUGCGGGGCGGCUUGAGGUGCUUUGGAAACAGCAGUGGGGAACAGUGUGUGAUGAUAGGUGGGACCUAUCUGAUGCCAUGGUCGUAUGCAGGCAGCUGGACUGUGGGAAACCACUGUCUGCUCCUGGCUCGGCUCAUUUUGGUGAAGGAACUGGUCCUAUCUGGCUGGAUGACAUGGAAUGCAAUGGUACAGAAGUUGACCUUUCUGCAUGCAGGACCAGACCUUGGGGGGAGCAUAACUGCAAUCAUGGAGAAGAUGCAAGUGUUGUGUGCUCAGGAAAUAGUGAAGCUGUUCAGCUGCGAUUAGUGAAUGGUACAAAUCACUGCUCUGGGAGAGUGGAGGUGUUUUAUGCCCACAAAUGGGGAACGGUCUGUGACGACAACUGGGAUCUAAUUGAUGCUGAAGUUGUGUGCCGUCAGCUGGGCUGUGGGACAGCCCUAUCUGCUGCUUCCUCAGCUUAUUUUGGCAGAGGAUCUGACCCCAUUUGGCUUGAUGAUGUUAUGUGUAAAGGAACUGAAGCUGCCCUGUCUGAAUGCACUGCAAAACCUUGGGGAAAACAUGACUGUGGGCAUGGAGAAGAUGCUGGUGUUGUAUGCUCAGGUUUUGCAAUACCAGCCCCGCUCCGAUUAGUGGAUGGAUCAACCCAAUGCUCUGGGAGAAUCGAGGUGUUCUAUGGCCAGCGCUGGGGAACUGUGUGUGAUGAUGGCUGGGAUUUGGCUGAUGCAGAAGUUGUGUGCAGACAGCUGGGCUGUGGGAAGGCCUUGUCAGCUCCUCAUGGGGCUCACUUUGGGCAAGGAUCUGAUCAAAUCUGGCUUGAUGAUGUCAGCUGCAUAGGGACUGAAGCUGCCCUCACCACAUGCAAAGCCAGUCCCUGGGGAAGCCAUAACUGUGACCAUGGAGAAGAUGCUGGCGUGGUGUGUGCAGGAUUUGCUGAGCUUCUUCCAGUCCGGCUGGUGAAUGGUUCAAGUAACUGCUCUGGAAGAGUUGAGGUGUUUCGUGAGCAGCAAUGGGGAACCAUCUGUGACGACAGCUGGGAUUUAACAGAUGCUCAAGUGGUGUGCAGGCAGCUGGGCUGUGGGGCAGCAGUAUCAGCACCUGGCUCUGCUCGGUUUGGACAAGGAACUGGACAAAUUUGGUUGGAUGACGUGAACUGUGCAGGAUCUGAAACUGCCCUUGCUGAGUGCCGAGCCAAGCCUUGGGGAGACCACAACUGUAACCACGGAGAGGAUGCUGGUGUGGUGUGCUCAGGUACUGCUGAAGCAGCUCCCAUCCGUCUUGUGAACGGUCCGAGUCAUUGUGCUGGGAGAGUCGAGGUGUUUCAUGACCAACAGUGGGGAACCGUGUGUGAUGAUGGCUGGGAUAAAGCAGAAGCCAAUGUUGUGUGCAGGCAGCUGGGCUGUGGGGCAGCAAUAUCAGCCCCUGGCUCAGCUCGCUUUGGACAAGGCUCUGACCCCAUCUGGCUGGAUGAUGUCAGUUGUGUAGGGACAGAGGCUGCCCUCUCACAGUGCCGGUUGCAGGCCUGGGGAUCCCAUAACUGCAAACACGGAGAAGAUGCUGGUGUGGUGUGCACAGAUAUACCAAGAGAAGCUCCACUGAGGUUAACAAAUGGGCCAAACCGCUGCAGUGGGCGAGUUGAAGUUUUUUAUGGCCAUCAGUGGGGCACCGUGUGUGAUGACAGCUGGGACAUAAGCGAUGCUGAAGUUGUUUGCCGGCAGCUGGGCUGUGGGAGGGCUCUGUCCACGGCAACUUCGGCUUCUUUUGGAGAAGGGUCUGGCCCUAUCUGGCUGGAUGAUGUGAAUUGCACAGGAGCUGAAACUGCCCUUUCCAAAUGUGAAACCAGUCUGUGGGGAGCCCACAACUGUGAGCAUAGAGAAGAUGCUGGUGUCCUGUGCUUGGGUGUUCCAGAACCAGCUCCCAUCCGGCUGGUCAACGGUUCAGAUUUCUGCUCUGGGAGAGUUGAGGUGUUUCAUGAGCAGCAAUGGGGAAGCGUGUGUGACGACAGCUGGGAUUUAACAGAUGCCCAAGUGGUGUGCAGGCAGCUGGGCUGUGGGACAGCAAUGUCAGCGCCUGACUAUGCUCAUUUUGGACAAGGAACUGGACAAAUUUGGUUGGAUGACAUGAACUGUGCAGGAUCUGAAACUGCCCUUGCUGAGUGCCGAGUCAGGCCUUGGGGAGAGCACAACUGUAACCAUGGAGAGGAUGCUGGUGUUGUGUGCUCAGGUAUUACAGAACCAGCUCCCAUCCGGCUCGUGAACGGUCCGAGUCAUUGUGCUGGGAGAGUCGAGGUGUUUCAUGACCAACAGUGGGGAACCGUGUGUGAUGAUGGCUGGGAUAAAGCAGAAGCCAAUGUUGUGUGCAGGCAGCUGGGCUGUGGGGCAGCGAUAUCAGCCCCUGGCUCAGCUCGCUUUGGACAAGGCUCUGACCCCAUCUGGCUGGAUGAUGUCAGUUGUGCAGGGACAGAGGCUGCCCUCUCGCAGUGCCGGUUCCGGGCCUGGGGAUCCCAUAACUGCAAUCAUGGAGAAGAUGCUGGUGUGGUGUGCUCAGGUAACUCCUCUCCUCUCCGGCUGGUGAACGGCCCUAGUCGUUGUGCUGGGAGAGUCGAGGUGCUUCACGGCCAGCAGUGGGGAACAGUGUGCGAUGACAACUGGGACCUGAGCGAUGCUGCGGUUGUGUGCCAGCAGCUGGGCUGCGGAACAGCCGUGUCAGCCCCCGGAUCCGCUUAUUUUGGGCAAGGCUUUGGCCGUAUCUGGCUGGAUGAUGUGAAAUGCUCCAGCAGGGAAUCAGCGCUCUCCAAAUGUGCAGCAAGGCCUUGGGGAGUCCAUAACUGCAACCAUGAAGAAGAUGCAGGCGUCGUCUGCUCUGGUAACAUACUUGAUGUUCGCCUGGUGGAUGGUCCAAACAGAUGCGCUGGAAGAGUCGAGGUGCUUCACAAUGAUGUCUGGGGGACUGUUUGUGAUGAAGGUUGGGAUUUACGGGAGGCCAGGGUGGUGUGCAGGCAGCUGGGCUGUGGGACAGCAUUAUCAUCCCCCAAGAAGUCAAAAUAUGGAGAAGGGAAGGGCCAGAUCUGGCUGAGUGAUUUGGACUGCAAAGGGACAGAAGGGUCCCUCUCCAAAUGCAAGUCAAAGGCAUGGGGAGAGAACGUCUGCAACCACGUGGAAGAUGCCAGUGUGGAGUGCUCAGAAACAGAAAUACCUGAGCCAGGGCCACUUCGUCUGGUGGGAGGCCCAAACCGAUGUGCUGGAAGAGUUGAGGUUCUUCAUGAAGAGCAGUGGGGCAGCGUGUGCCAUGAUGAAUGGGAUAUCAGUGAUGCUCAAGUUGUGUGCAAGCAGCUGGGUUGUGGGGAUGCAGUGCUGGCCCCAAUUGCAGCAAAGUUUGGGCGAGGAACUGACACCAUCUGGCUGGAUGAUGUGAACUGCACAGGGUUGGAAGCAUCUCUCUCUGAAUGCCAGGCAAGGCCGUGGGGGGACCACAAUUGUUACCAUGGGGAAGAUGCCAGUGCAAUUUGUUCAGAUUCAGGGAUCACCAUCUCCACUUCAGUUCGCCUGGUGGGAGGCCCAAACCGCUGCUCUGGGAGAGUUGAGGUGCUUCACAACAAUGUCUGGGGGACCGUGUGUGAUGACAACUGGGAUUUACGGGAGGCAAAAGUGGUGUGCAAACAGCUGGGCUGUGGGACAGCCCUAUCAGCCCUGCCGGAGUCAAAAUACGGAGAAGGAAAAGGCCAAAUCUGGCUGAGUGAUGUGAACUGCACAGGGACAGAAGGAUCUCUCACUGAGUGUGAAGCAAAGCCCUGGGGAGAGAAUGUCUGCAAUCAUGUGGAAGAUGCCAGUGUGGAGUGCUCAGAGACAGAUAUUUCUGAGAUUGGACCAGUUCGGCUUGUGGAUGGCCCAAACAAAUGUGCUGGAAGAGUUGAGGUUUUACACGAGAAUCGUUGGGGUAGUGUGUGUGAUGACCACUGGGACAUGAAGGACGCCAAGGUGAUUUGCAAGCAGGUGGGCUGUGGGUCACCACUCUCAGCCUUGGGAGGUGCUCGCUAUGGCCGAGGGCCAGAUGUCAUCUGGCUGGAUGAUGUGAAUUGCGAAGGGACAGAAGAAAGCAUCUCUGACUGUAAGGCAAGGCCAUGGGGUGAACACGACUGCUAUCACGGAGAGGACGCUUCUGUUUUCUGCACAGUUAACAAGAAUCUGGAGGAGACAGAAACAUCGUGAAUGCCACACUGUCCCCAUCAGACUGUGCUCACCUUGUCACGUGAGGUGGGCCAGCAAAGUUCAGUUGAGAAGAAUGGCAGAGAUGUUACAGAAACUUUCAUCUGCCACAAUGGAACUCAGGGAAUGACAAAACCAUUCCCUCACCCUUUGAAUGAUCAGCAAGCUCAGUUGUAACUCCACCGAUGGAAAAGAUGGCAUUCCCACAAAAAGCAAAUAUCACAAAGUAUCAAUAAACUUCCCCUAAAUCUGA
Molecule: messenger RNA, 4615 nt
Organism: Lagopus muta (rock ptarmigan)
Lineage: Eukaryota; Metazoa; Chordata; Aves; Galliformes; Phasianidae
Product: deleted in malignant brain tumors 1 protein-like
Exons: 15
Coding region: 1-4365 (1454 amino acids)
Cellular component (GO): membrane
Source: RefSeq, a predicted model, not a curated record